Molecule: messenger RNA, 768 nt
Organism: Cryptococcus wingfieldii CBS 7118
Lineage: Eukaryota; Fungi; Basidiomycota; Tremellomycetes; Tremellales; Cryptococcaceae
Exons: 3
Coding region: 1-768 (255 amino acids)
Source: RefSeq, a predicted model, not a curated record
AUGCUCCCAGCUCCCCCCGCCCCCCUGUCGUCUACACCUAGCCCCGACAGGUGUGCCGAUCAUAGCGAUAGACCUGACGCCAAUGCGCAAGGGUUGAGUCGGGAGAUGACGACAAAAACAAGGGCCGAUUUCGCGUUCAUUAUUGACAAUAAGGAGGGAAACGAUGUUACUCCCACUUUUGAGGCCCUACAUGUCUCCAACCAUAGCUGCCACUCGCCUUCUGCUGCGGAUACGACGCCCUUAAAGAAGAAACAAGAGAUCAAGACCGGCGCGUACGAGAGUGAGGCGGGAGUGUUCCGCCGCAUAUGCCAACCGUCAGCAGCGGUCGAAACCCUUGAGGCAUUACACCCCGUGCACCACCGUAUACUCGACGAACUAUUUCGCCUCAAGCCCUUAGUUGUCGUAACACUCAGCAAGUAUUGUUACGACUUCUUCCUCCCCAGGCUUUACAAGAAAGUGUAUUUGAACGCGCACAGUCUCCCAGCGACUGUAGAAUCCUUCCUACACGGGCUUUCGACAUCAAACGGGAGAAAGGAGGAGGCAUUCAAGCACAUUCGAGAUAUAUGCUUCUACUUUCCCCCUCUAGUGUACGUUCCGAAGGGCAACAAGUUGCCUGACGGUACCAGGCAGAUGAUACCAAUAGCUCGCCUCAAGGGGCUGUCUCCUUCGCCUCAGCUUACUCUCGGCGGCUGGCUUGUUCUGAUCGGUAGUGCCGCUCUAUUGCUGUUCGGGCACGGUGGAAGAGGGUUGAUCAACCGGCUGAAUUGA